This is a messenger RNA of Emys orbicularis (European pond turtle), 1037 nucleotides long. RefSeq names its product coiled-coil domain containing 117 (gene CCDC117). Lineage: Eukaryota; Metazoa; Chordata; Testudines; Emydidae. The transcript has 5 exons. The record is from RefSeq and is a predicted model, not a curated record. Bases 3 to 1037 code for a protein of 344 amino acids.
AGAUGAAAAUGGCAACCCUGGGCAGAUCCUUUCAAGGAGUUCCUCCUGUUUCUUCUGUGGAGUUUCCUCAGGCUCUAGCAACUCUUCCUGACAGUACCUUCCAACCUGGAAUCAUACAGACUGAAUCCCAGCCUGGAGUUAUUGGUCAUGAAUAUCCCCAACAAACCAUGGUGGCUAUGGCAGGGAACAGAAAUAAUAUAGUAGAAGGCUCUGACCUCAGCAGCUCAUACGUGCAAAGUAACCUGGACCUUGCCUCCCUAGCUGCAACUGGAAGCUAUACUGAGGGCUUGACUGUUGCAACAGUUUCUUUCACAAACAGUGAAAACCCACCAGUCUUAUUGCAACAGCAGAGUUGCACCCAAGUUUCUCUUCGCUGUGGAAAGAAGCAUAAACUAGAGGAAGAGGUGGAUGGUUGCCCUGUGAAGAAGAAGAGACUGAUUGAAACUGUUUACUACUCUCCGAAUCCCAGCACUGAAGAGAUUCUCUGUGCAGGUCAGCAGGCAGCUGGGGAGGUAGCAAGGCAGUGCAUUGGUAGUCUUCAUGAAGCUGGCUUGUUAGAAAUUCCCUGUGAAGAUAUGGAUCAGACAAUGGGGGAACAUCAGUGCGAGGUUGCCCGCAGGAAGCUUCAGGAAAUUGAGGACAGGAUAAUUGAUGAAGAUGAAGACGUUCAUGCCGAUGGGAAUACUAGCAAUCUGCCCACCCUUGUCCUGUCUGAUACUCUUCAGAAGGGGCUGAGGAGGGAUUUUGAUCAAGCCCUGACAAAAAAAAUAAUAGAGUCCAUGAGCCGUCCCUCCAUGGAGCUGGUGCUCUGGAAACCUCUCCCUGAAUUCCUCACAGACAAACUGAAAUCUGUUUCUGUUGCUAAAAACUACAAGCAGCAGGGGACAGAAGGUUGCCAGGCCAAGCAAUCAACUCUUGGAGCCGCCUUCCAACCACAAACUGAAACAUUCUCUGAAGCACAACAAACUGUGAUAUCUCCAGGACUAUAUAGUAGCUUGGGAACAUCUGGAUGUGUGGAAGAGGAGAUGGAAUUAUAG